UAAGCCACAAGCUGUUUUUGACGUUCCGCUUUGGUCAGCUCUUCCUCACAUGCUCCACCAACACACGCGCACCAAUUGGGCAAGCACGAAAUUAAUGAUUCCUGUAAUCAUUCAGCAUUUGCGUGAGUCGUCAAACAUACAAAAUUUACGUUCAGUUGGGGGAAAGACCCGCCUACAGACGAGCUUGUAUCUCCAGAAUACAUCCGAUACCGCCCUGGUCAGGGCAUCAGCAGAAGCUACGACACCAGCGAAAGCAGCGGGCAGAGCAACCGCAAAAACCUCUCGGCAGUGCCACUGCUCCGAUUUUCAGUGAGCGGAUCCCAAUCGCGAGCAGCGUUUCGUCGAUGUUAGUCGUGGAGGUGGAGCAGUAGCAGCAGGAGGCCUAGCCGUAGCCGUAGACGAGGCAGCCACAGUGUCAAUUAGUAGUUUCGUAUACCACCUCAUUCAUACAACGUACCACGAGCACCACUACCACCCCUCCCCCGUACCGUGUUAUACAACAAAAUUAUUCCGUGUUUAACAUACGCCGGCUGAAAUCGCGCAACCCGAUAAUCGACGCAGCAAACGCAUCUUGAUCUAAAAUCCAAUUUCUGAGCCCAUUGGACAAGGAGUAGUCGGAACACAUUGACGAGUGCUGCAGCGUUGGAGAAAGCGGCUGUUGACAACUGGAACUGGAACUGGAUUGGUAGUAACAGGAGCAGCCACAGCAAGGGCAUACCACAAUUCGCUAGCCAGAGCAGCUUCACCCGCUUCAACCAUGAAUAUCGACGACUACGAAUCGCUGCCCACCACCAGCGUUGGUGUGAAUAUGACGGCGGGCGCGAUUGCGGGCGUGCUGGAGCAUGUGAUCAUGUAUCCGCUGGACUCAGUCAAGACUCGAAUGCAGAGCUUGUCACCGCCAACAAAGGAUUUAAAUAUACUUUCUACCUUUCGGAACAUGGUCACCCGUGAGGGUUUAUUAAGACCUAUUCGUGGAGCCAGCGCUGUAGUCUUGGGAGCCGGUCCUGCGCAUUCGCUCUACUUUGCCUCCUACGAGAUGGUCAAAGAACUGACGGCAAAGUUCACAAAACACAACAACCUCAACUACGUGAUUUCGGGAGUGGUGGCCACUGUUAUUCACGAUGGCAUCUCCAGCCCCACGGACGUCAUCAAGCAGCGGAUGCAGAUGUACAACUCGCCGUACACAUCGGUUGUCACCUGCAUACGGGACGUUUAUAAGAAGGAGGGCUUUAAGGCAUUCUACAGAGCAUAUGGGACGCAGCUAUUCAUGAACUUACCAUAUCAGACGAUACAUUUUACAAUAUACGAGUUUAUUCAGAACAAAUUUAAUCUGGAGCGGAAAUACAAUCCAAAGGUGCACAUGGUGGCGGGUGCAGCGGCGGGUGCCAGUGCGGCGGCCAUCACAACGCCAUUGGAUGUUGUCAAGACGCUACUAAACACUCAGGAGACAGGUCUAACCCGAGGCAUGAUCGAGGCUGCCCGCAAGAUCUACCAUAUGGCUGGUCCAUUGGGCUUCUUCAGAGGAAUGACUGCCCGCGUGCUGUACUCCAUGCCGGCGACAGCUAUUUGCUGGUCCACGUACGAAUUCUUCAAGUUCUACCUUUGCGGCAUGGACGCCGAAAAGUACAAAUCGUCAAUUACGGGUAAAGCUGAGAUCCGCAAAACGGACUACGUACUCCCGGCGAGCGAAGGCGCUGAGCACACCGAUCAGGAGCGGGAGCGAGAGUCAAAGGAGAGUGCUGCCACUGCGACACUACAUCCAGCGCCCACAUCCGUAAACCCAUCUGGUGCCAUCAAGACGGUAUGCGAGCUGUCAACGCGACCCGCCGCACCCACAAUCAACCUACACACGAGGCAUACGGACGUGAAGAGUCCCUACGAGCGGGGAUUCUCUACGUAGGCACGUGGACGUGGCCGCGAGCGGGGCCUUCGUUCGAAUUUCGAAACGUUUGUAGAAGCAGUAGCGACAGCUAAACCUAAGCGUAGCUUUUAGUUGGCAGCGUGUGUCGGGAGGGCUGGGGGAUGGGUCGGAUUAGGUUGUGGUGGUCGCCACGGCAUUAGAAAUGCCUGUGCCACCGGUCGGCUAAUCCCAGCUGUUCCCACGCCCCCGAUCCCAGCUGCUUGUAUGAAUACUCUGCGAGGAGUCGGUGAGAGAGUUUUAUCACUCCAUAGACGGAGGUUAAAUCGUAGUUGUUGUUCUGCACAAAACUCUCGCUCUCACACUUACGCAAAAACUCCCAAACAAAAACAAAAACAAAAGAAUCACCACCCCCUACCCAAGCACACUACACACUACACACCCCAAACAACAAACAAAACACAGUUUUAGGCGAAAAGCGAAAUUCUUGUUAAAAAUAAUGCUAAUGCUAAUUCUUGUACAAUACUAUUACCUAUUACCUACUAUUAUGUAUUACAACUCUGAUUUAUUACAUAUGUAUAUUUUUUAAAGUUUCGAAAAUAUAUAUGCAUAUAUUUAUGUUGAUCGUUGUAAAGUAA
Messenger RNA from Drosophila bipectinata, 2496 nucleotides. The record is from RefSeq and is a predicted model, not a curated record. Lineage: Eukaryota; Metazoa; Arthropoda; Insecta; Diptera; Drosophilidae.